Messenger RNA from Dreissena polymorpha, 525 nucleotides. RefSeq names its product serine protease inhibitor Cvsi-2-like. NCBI's taxonomy places the organism in Eukaryota, Metazoa, Mollusca, Bivalvia, Myida, Dreissenidae. The transcript has 3 exons. The record is from RefSeq and is a predicted model, not a curated record. The coding region runs from base 132 to 398 and encodes 88 amino acids.
GUCGCUUAUCGCGGGACCGUGCUACCGUGAUCUCGAACUGUGUUGGGGAUAUAUAAAUUGAGUAGUAAGGACCGAACACACCAGUAUAAUUAAUUGCAGUACUAGUUCGUCGACUGCCAGUUCCACUCAAAAUGAAGGUCGCCAUAGUUGUUUUCGCUGUUUGCAUCGCCCUUGCCUAUGCCGAGGAAUGCCGAGACACCGGUGACUGUGGUCACGUGACGUGUCCAGAGCAAGACUACGUUCUGGACUGUGCACACAGGCAAUGCACGUGCACACACACGACCGCCAGGUGUGUUGCCGCUCGUGACUGUUCGGGCCAGUGUGACCGCGACUGGCACUGCGUUGACGGCCAGUGUCGCUGCGGGUUCGGAUUUGGAGGUGGUCCCGUGGGCAAAUAGACAAACACGCUUUGUUCUGGCGUCACCAAUGCAUUUCGUGUGUAGUUUAUGAUGAAUGAUAGUCAUUAUUAUAGUUAACUGUGAAUUAAAUGUGUUGUUUUUAUGAUAUAAAAGAUAUGUCAAUACA